This is a messenger RNA of Glycine soja, 1752 nucleotides long. Its product is annotated as serine/threonine-protein kinase STY13-like. Gene Ontology annotation, molecular function: protein kinase activity; ATP binding. NCBI's taxonomy places the organism in Eukaryota, Viridiplantae, Streptophyta, Magnoliopsida, Fabales, Fabaceae. Gene Ontology annotation, biological process: protein phosphorylation. The record is from RefSeq and is a predicted model, not a curated record. The coding region runs from base 483 to 1598 and encodes 371 amino acids. The transcript is spliced from 7 exons.
GAACACUUGCACAUUUUCGGAUACACUUCGAAGUUUGAAGUACCCUCUCUCGUCGGAAGAAAGAAGGAACAUGUCCUCUUCCUAGUUCCAACUUGGGGGGUAGAUAGAGCGAGAAAGUGAAAAACGAAAACGUAAACGACCCCGUUUUAGAGAGAGAAAGUGAACUAUAUAAAAAUUUCUACUUUUUCUUUAUUAUGCUGUUUUUGGUGACUUGGGAUGUUUGAAUAGAGUUUUAAAAACAUAAACUUGGAGGCGAUUUUGUUGGGGUGUGCGUGUCAAUUUUCUCAGGAAAUUUUGUUUGCGUCUGUUGUAAGUUACUUACUUUCUUUCUUUCUUUUUUCUAAUUUUUGUUUGAUGGGUUUCUUUGGAUGAACUUCAAACGGUGGCCAGCUUCUCAGUGAAGCAAAGGUUUGAAAGAGGGGAACAUGCUACAUGGGUAGGUAUUGUAAUGAGGGACUUGGUUAUAGUUUAAGGUUUGCAGCAUGAGUUACAGAGAAAGGAACAAAGGGAAGGGAGAAGAGAAGGAAUAUGAGAACAGUACUACUGUGGGAUUGGAUUCAAAAUCAGUGAGUCACAACAAUGGUUCAAUAGAAGAGGAGCUGCUAACAAUUGAUGAGAAUCUUCUGAUUGACCCCAAACUGUUGUUUAUUGGGUCAAAAAUUGGAGAGGGAGCUCAUGGGAGGGUUUAUGAAGGAAGGUAUAGAGAUCGGAUUGUUGCGAUUAAAGUUCUGCAUCGUGGGGGUACGUUGGAAGAAAAAGUUGCCCUUGAGAAUCGUUUUGCUCGGGAAGUUAAUAUGAUGUCUCGUGUCCACCAUGAGAAUCUGGUGAAGUUUAUUGGAGCUUGUAAGGCUCCUCUCAUGGUGAUUGUUACAGAGAUGUUACCUGGGUUGUCCCUGCGAAAAUAUCUAACCACCAUACGCCCUAAGCAAUUGGACCCUUAUGUGGCUAUAAAGUUUUCCCUUGAUGUUGCUCGAGCCAUGGAUUGGUUACAUGCCAAUGGGAUCAUACAUAGAGAUCUGAAACCUGACAAUCUGCUUCUCACAGAAAACCAGAAGUCAGUUAAACUUGCUGAUUUUGGUCUGGCAAGAGAAGAAUCUGUGACUGAAAUGAUGACGGCAGAGACUGGAACUUACCGUUGGAUGGCACCUGAGUUGUACAGUACCGUGACAUUGCGUCAAGGUGAGAAAAAGCAUUACAACAAUAAGGUUGAUGUCUAUAGCUUUGGAAUUGUGUUGUGGGAGCUACUUACAAACCGCAUGCCUUUUGAAGGGAUGUCGAAUUUACAGGCUGCUUAUGCUGCUGCAUUUAAGCAAGAGAGGCCUAACCUUCCUGAUGAUAUUUCUCCUGAUCUUGCCUUUAUCAUACAAUCAUGCUGGGUUGAAGAUCCUAACAUGAGACCAAGCUUCAGUCAGAUUAUUCGCUUACUCAAUGAGUUUCUCUUCACACUCCAACAACCAUCCCCUUCGUUGCAGCCAGAACCUGAGAACAAACCUGAGGCUGUAACAAGUAACGGUACCAUAACUGACUUUUCUACCCGAAAUAAGGUAAAGUUUUCGUUUAUUCGGCACUUGUUUUCUUCCAAGAGGACCAAAAGCUAACCGUGAGAGUUGUAAAUUUAUUUAUAAAAGAAAAAAUCAUUUUGCUGUAAAUAAAAGAGUUCUCAUAGCAACUUUUACAAGUAAUUAUCUAAGGUGUAGAACAAUGAUGUUGAUAAACUUUUUGAAAGAGUAAGGAAAUAGAAAGGUUUGUUUA